AUGGGUCGAAUUGACCGGCUAACACAGCGGUUUGACCAGUUGGACAAUGUACUUGCUACAACUAACUUAGUUGCACCAAGAGAACAACGAAGGGAAGGGCAGAACGUUAUACCGGACCCUUCCCCUUCCCUAGUAGAACCUAUUUCAGCUGGGAACAACCCAGCGAUGAAUGUCCGGGCAGACAACAGUAAUUUACCAUCUUCAACUAUACCGGCUGGGCAACAGCAUGUGGAUUUACUUGCGGACAGGGGUGCUCCCCUUGAAGGGACAUUACAAUUUGUACGGCAGUCGACUCCUUCGAUCAGCAAUUUCUUGCAAAGAAAAGACUUUUUCAACAGUAGCAACAACGCUGUUGAAGCACAACAGUCUAGCGAAGGUAGGAACAGUGACAUUAUAUUACUCAUUAAUGAAUUUGACUACAAGUUGUUUAAGUGCAAGAAACUUCAAUUGGAAGUAGCCUACCUGGAAGAAUGUUUAAACAAAAAGAUAGUUCCAAAAGGGCUACGACAGUGGAGGUUCCCAGUAGGACUUAUUAAAGGUUCAAGCCUCCAUAGUAAAUUACUUGAUUUGUUUGACAAGCAAGCAUUUGAUUUUAUGCAAGUGCUUAUAGUACAUUACUUAGAACAAAUUCAUGAAUACCAAGUUGAUUUAGAAAAACUGGAGGUUGAUAUUAAGGGAAACCAGGAUUUUCCUAGAUAUAGGUACGAAUAUACGAGAAUUUUCUCAAGUAUUGAAGCAACAAUGAAUAAGUUAUCCAAUAAUAAACAAAAGAAAAUUAAGAGAGACUUAUUCCAAUAUGCGAACUUGACAGCGUACCCAAACCCCCCCUUGGUUACUCAAAUGAAAUACAGUGUUAAAGACAAUAACAACUUAAUAGAAAGAGGACAUCACGACAGCAACGUGGACUUUCCACCUUUGUUGGGAGCGCCUUCUCAACCGCUGCCAGUCGAUGGCCACCAAGACGCCCCAGUGGACCAAGUCCCUAACAAUUAUGUACAACCUAAUGACAAUAACAAUUAUCAGGAGGUUGGUAACAACAACAGACCAACACAUAACAACAACCCUAAUGAAGCUCAAAACACUCAGGGUUUUCGGCAAGGCCAGAACCCUCAUCAGAGGAACUUGAGGUCCAACACCAACCAGAACGUUCCGAGGAACAAACGGAACCAGAGGCGGAGAUAG
This is a messenger RNA of Protopterus annectens (West African lungfish), 1182 nucleotides long. Its product is annotated as probable basic-leucine zipper transcription factor E. NCBI's taxonomy places the organism in Eukaryota, Metazoa, Chordata, Ceratodontiformes, Protopteridae. The record is from RefSeq and is a predicted model, not a curated record. The coding region runs from base 1 to 1182 and encodes 393 amino acids. The transcript has a single exon.